UUCGUUUCUACUCAGAAUCCAAUACGCAAUAAUUCACCUAAAUUCUUCAUGAAGUUUUCUUUCACUUCAUCUUCAAGCUAGCUCUUCAUGGACAAAUAAAUGGCAAUAAAGAUGAAGUCAGAGGAAAAGUUGUGUUGUAGGCGUUUAAGCAGGGAGUUGUCCAUGGACAAUUCUAGCUUUGAAGUUUAUUAUAGAAAUGCAUCAGCGGCAGUUCCAUUCAUGUGGGAAUCGCAACCAGGAACUCCCAAAUGCAACUUCUCUGAAAUCUCAUUCCCUCCAGUACUCACUCCUCCACCUUCUUUUCAUGUCAAUAAGGAAAAAAAUACACUAAAGAAAUCCAACCUCUUACAAACUGUUCUUUUCCUUCCUAGAUUCAACCUCAAGAAAAGUAGGCUUCUAUCAUCCCCUACUAGUUCUAAUUCAUCUCCGUUAUCCUCAUCAACAUCGUAUUCUGUUCUAACAUCUCCAUAUGCACGGCGACAAGUUGGAUUUUCAUGUCCAAGAUAUUCAUUUGAUGAUCACGAAGAUGAUUAUGUGGUUUCCUCGACUCCAUGCUUUGGUGUUGCUCGUGGUGCUAACACUAGGAGUCGUGGCUGUUCUGCAAGUAUGAUCAAGCUAUUGUUCCGAGAAGUUGCAUGACAUGUUAUGAUUUUGAAAAAUAGUACUUGCGCAUGUAUGUGUAUCUUGCGCACAAUUGUAUGAAUAUGAGCAAUAAAAUUUAGAGAUUUGGUGAUGAUUUUGCUAGAAAUGUAUUUGAAGAAUUUUGUAAUUGUUAAGAAAUAUCCUAAGAGGACAAAAGUGUUUAUGUCCUUUACUUGAGUAGUUAAUUAAGAUGACUGAUGGCAGGUCAAACUUUUACUUUUCUAACGUUACAAGUUAAUUUGGAGAAGUUGUUAACAAAAA
Nicotiana attenuata is the source of this 903-nucleotide messenger RNA. RefSeq lists its product as uncharacterized. Lineage: Eukaryota; Viridiplantae; Streptophyta; Magnoliopsida; Solanales; Solanaceae. The coding region runs from base 100 to 639 and encodes 179 amino acids. The record is from RefSeq and is a predicted model, not a curated record. The transcript has a single exon.